AAAGGCUUCUGAUUCAACCAACGUGUUGCUUUGCUAGCGAACAUAAAGUUGAGUCUUUGAAGCUCUUUAGACCAAUCUUGUGUAUAUUACUCUUAGUGUUUUGAAUAUAAUUAUGUUUACCCAUCUACUAGUUCAUUUUAACGCCAUUUGCACGUUAAAUUAGCAAAUGUGUUACUAAAUUGAUACUGCAUUAGGCUAAUCGACCGGAGCAUGAGCUCACAAAGCUCGACCGAGAAAGAAGCUCUGGUGAAAGGAGAGGAAGAAGCUUUCAGGAUGAAAAGGGAGGAAGAGGAGGCUAUCAUAUUGAAAGAAGAAGAGGAUGAUAUUACAGUGAAAGAGGAAGAUGGGAAAGAGGUUGUUAAAGUGGAAGGGGAGGAGGUAGAAGCUUUCAGAAUCAAAAACGAGGAAGAUGCCAUAACAUUGAAAGAAGAGAAUGUAGUGAAAGAAGAGGAAGAACCUUUUAGAGUAAAAGAGGAAGAGGAGGCUAUCUCAAUAAAAAAGGAGGAAGACGUUUUGGGAGUGAAAGCGGAGGAGGCUGAAGAUCAGAUUACCACCAGAGAGAGACGUGACUAUCGUGGAUCCUCUGGGGAGCAUCAACAACAUCCUGAUGCUGACGAGGAAGAGAAGAGUCUCUCCAGAUCAGAACAUCAGAUGGACAAUGCUAGCCCUUCCAGCCUCCCGGAGUCCAUGUGUCGUGCCUCUCCCGGUAGCACCUUACUGCUGGGUAUGAAGAGGUUGUCUGUGCUGCUGGUGGACUGCAGGAAAACAACGGGGCUGAGUGGAACUGUGAGAGGAGGAGAAGAGAAGAAAGGAUCAGAUUUGACACAUCAAAGAGAAAGACCAGACUCAGUGGAACCAGAGCCAGGGACGUCCAAACCCGCAAGACGACACCAGUACUCCUACUGUGGAAAGGGUUGUAACCGGUUAUGGGACCUGAAACAACAUGAAAAAAUUAACACAGGGGAGAAGCCUUAUCACUGCUCCCAGUGUGGCAAGUGUUUUAACCAGUUAGGGAACCUGAAACUACAUGAGAGAAUACACACAGGGGAGAAGCCUUACCACUGCUCCCAGUGUGGCAAGUGUUUUAACCAGCUAGGGAACCUGAAAAGGCAUGAGAGAAUACACACGGAGAAGCCUUACCACUGCUCCCAGUGUGGAAAGUGUUUCAACCAGUCAGUGGAGCUGAAACGACAUGAGAAAAUACACACGAGGGAGAAGCCUUACCAGUGCUCCCAGUGUGGAACGUUUUUCUACUGGUCAGGGGAUCUGAAAAAACAUGAGAGAAUACACACAGGGGAAAAGCCUUACCACUGCUCCCAGUGUGGAAAGAGUUUUAACCAUUUUUUUAACCUGAAAAGACACAAGAGAAUACACACGGAGAAGCCUUACCACUGCUCCCAGUGUGGAAACUGUUUCAACCAGUCAAGGAAGUUGAAACAGCAUGAGAGAAUACACACAGGGGAAAAGCGUUACCACUGCUCCCAGUGUGGGAAGAGUUUUAACCAUUUACCUAACCUGAAAAGACAUGAGAGAAUACACAUGGAGAAGCCUUACCACUGCUCCCAGUGUGGAAAGUGUUUUGAGCGGUUAGGGAACCUGAAACAACAUGAGAGAAUACACACAGAGGAGAAGCCUUAUCACUGCUCUUGUGGCAAGUGUUUUAACCAGUUAGGGAGCCUUAACCCUUACCACUGCUCCCAGUGUGGCAAGUGUUUCAACCAGUCAGUGAAGCUGAAACGGCAUGAGAGAAUUCACAAAAUAAUUCACGGGGAGAAGCCUUACCACUGCUCCCAGUGUGGCAAGUGUUUUAACCGGUUAGGGAGCCAAACUAGUGAGAGAAUACACACAGGGGAGAAGCCUUACCACUGCUCCCAGUGUGGCAAGUGUUUUAACCGGUUAGGGAACCUGAAACAGCAUGAGAGAAUACACACAGGGGAGAAGCCUUACCACUGCUCCCAGUGUGGAAAGUGUUUCAACCAGUUAGGGAACCUGAAACAACAUGAGAGAAUACACACAGAGCUAUCUAGAGAAAGACCAGACUCAGUGGAACCAGAGCCAGGGACGUCCAAACCCGCAAGACGACACCAGUACUCCUACUGUGGAAAGGGUUGUAACCGGUUAUGGGACCUGAAACAACAUGAAAAAAUUCACACAGGGGAGAAGCCUUAUCACUGCUCCCAGUGUGGCAAGUGUUUUAACCAGUUAGGGAACCUGAAACUACAUGAGAGAAUACACACAGGGGAGAAGCCUUACCACUGCUCCCAGUGUGGCAAGUGUUUUAACCAGCUAGGGAACCUGAAAAGGCAUGAGAGAAUACACACAGAGAAGCCUUACCACUGCUCCCAGUGUGGAAAGUGUUUCAACCAGUCAGUGGAGCUGAAACGGCAUGAGAAAAUACACACAAGGGAGAAGCCUUACCAGUGCUCCCAGUGUGGAACGUUUUUCUACUGGUCAGGGGAUCUGAAAAAACAUGAGAGAAUACACACAGGGGAAAAGCCUUACCACUGCUCCCAUUGUGGAAAGAGUUUUAACCAUUUACCUAACCUGAAAAGACAUGAGAGAAUACACACGGAGAAGCCUUACCACUGCUCCCAGUGUGGAAACUGUUUCAACCAGUCAAGGAAGUUGAAACAGCAUGAGAGAAUACACACAGGUGAAAAGCGUUACCACUGCUCCCAGUGUGGGAAGAGUUUUAACCAUUUACCUAACCUGAAAAGACAUGAGAGAAUACACACGGAGAAGCCUUACCACUGCUCCCAGUGUGGAAAGUGUUUUGAGCGGUUAGGGAACCUGAAACAACAUGAGAGAAUACACACAGAGGAGAAGCCUUAUCACUGCUCUCAGUGUGGCAAGUGUUUUAACCAGUUAGGGAGCCUUAAACGGCAUGAGAGAAUUCACAAAAUAAUUCACAAAGGGAAGAAGCCAUACCACUGCUCCCAGUGUGGCAAGUGUUUCAACCAGUCAGUGAAGCUGAAACGGCAUGAGAGAAUUCACAAAAUAAUUCACAACGGGGAGAAGCCUUACCAGUGCUCCCAGUGUGGCAAGUGUUUUAACCGGUUAGGGAGCCUGAAACUACAUGAGAGAAUACACACAGGGGAGAAGCCUUACCACUGCUCCCAGUGUGGCAAGUGUUUUAACCGGUUAGGGAACCUGAAACAGCAUGAGAGAAUACACACAGGGGAGAAGCCUUACCACUGCUCCCAGUGUGGCAAGUGUUUCAACCAGUUAGGGAACCUGAAACAACAUGAGAGAAUACACACAGAGCUAUCUAUCUGAUAGAACUCAGAGGGUUUUUAAUGGAAGCUUCUCUAAUGUCAAACAUAUAAAGUGUGAUGUACCGCAGGGCAGCUCUCUAGGCCCUCUACUCUUUUCUAUUUUUACCAAUGGCCUGCCACUGGCAUUAAACAAAGCAUGUGUGUCCAUGUAUGCUGAUGAUUCAACUAUAUAAGCACCAGUAACCACAGCUAAUGAAUUCACUGAAACCCUUAACAAAGAGUUGCAGUCUGUUUUGGAAUGCAUGGCCAGUAAUAAACUGGUCCUGAACAUCUCUAAAACUCAGAUCAUUGUAUUUGGUACAAAUCAUUCCUCAAGUUCUAGACCUCAGCUGAAUCUGGGAAUGAAUUGUGUGGCUGUUGAUCAAGUUGAGGAUACGAAAUUACUUGGCAUUACCUUAGAUUGUAAACUGUCAUGGUCAAAACAUAUAGAUUCAAUGAGAUGCUCUGCUUUUUUGACACUACUCUCCACAAAGCAAGUUCUGCAGGCUCUAGUUUAGUCUAAUCUUGAUUAUUGUCCAGUCGUGUGGUCCAGUGCUGCAAGGAAAGACCUAGUAAAGCUGCAGCUGGCCCAGAACAGAGCGGCUGUCACGC
Messenger RNA from Oncorhynchus keta (chum salmon), 3866 nucleotides. RefSeq names its product zinc finger protein 271-like. Lineage: Eukaryota; Metazoa; Chordata; Actinopteri; Salmoniformes; Salmonidae. The record is from RefSeq and is a predicted model, not a curated record.